Messenger RNA from Ruditapes philippinarum (Manila clam), 3463 nucleotides. Its product is annotated as protein toll-like. Gene Ontology annotation, cellular component: membrane. The record is from RefSeq and is a predicted model, not a curated record. NCBI's taxonomy places the organism in Eukaryota, Metazoa, Mollusca, Bivalvia, Venerida, Veneridae. Gene Ontology annotation, molecular function: transmembrane signaling receptor activity; protein binding. The transcript is spliced from 2 exons. The coding region runs from base 214 to 2307 and encodes 697 amino acids. Gene Ontology annotation, biological process: toll-like receptor signaling pathway; immune response.
UUAGCCUUGAAAGUACACGCAUUUACUUGAAGUUAUACAUGUAGAUUUAAAAAUAUAUAUGCAAUUACAUGAAAUAAGUGUAGAACCUCUUGAGUAAAAACAUUGAUGACAAUGGACAAAAUUGAUAUAAAACCGAAUACCAUCAAUAUGGGAGCGUGAAUAAUCAUUGUGCAAUAUGGACUUUAAUAAAACUGGUACAAGCUGUAACUGAAAAUGGCUGAAACUUAUUUGAAAAUAAUGCUAAGUCUAGCAUUUAUAUAUAAUGUGGAUACCGAGACUUGGAAUGUUAAUUCACUCAACAAUGCAAAGCUCGUAUGUGAUUAUGACAAACACAUGCUGAGGUUAGACAUACGUGAGGGAUUUGUAGAGUCAGAAGUGAAACAUUGCCUCGAGACAUACCCAGAAACAGAAACGCUCGUAUUUACAAAAAGCCGAUUAAAAACAAUUCCAGGGUACUUGAGCAUUCUAAAGAAUCUUGUUACAUUGGAUUUAUCUUUUAAUGAACUAGUAUCUGUAUCAUUUAUUGGACUUGAAAUGACCUGUGUAAGGCUAAAACUGCUCGUUCUUGAUAGUAAUGCAAUUCGUGUCUUACGAAAAGGAAGUCUGGACUGUUUAGAAUCUCUGCAAAAAUUUUCUAUCGCAAACAACAGUCUAGAACGAAUUGAAAAUGGAACGUUCAAUACCAAGUUAAAGUCAAUAGAUUACAUCCAUUUAGUAAAUAACAGUUUAACACAACUUGACAGUAGUUUAUACAGCAAACUUUUACUGUAUUCAAAUAUUCGUCUGAUGGUAAAUGCGUCUUUUAACAGAAUAACGGGAUUCACAAAUUCAUUAAAUGUUUCUAUUAAUGACAUUUCUAGUUCAUCCAGUAUAUCAGCUAUCCUUCUCCAUAAUAAUUUCACAAGAGUGAAUACAGAAUAUUAUUUCAAAAUGUUUAACGUCACACAUCCUUUUCCACAAUUGUUAAGAUUAUGGAAUAGUGGUUUUGAUGCAAGGUUCAAUCCAUUCAUUUGUGACUGCUUGCUUUAUCCCUUGUCGGAAGCGCUUAGGAACUUUUACAAAAUGGAUCAGGACAACCCCGUGUUUUCAAUCACCUGUGGAUCACCUCGUGCCUUAGACGGAAUGAUGGUGAGAAAAGUAAAUGAAGACCAAUUUAACUGCUCAUUAACUCAGAAUUGUCCUGAAUCCUGCACAUGUACAGAAACUAUAGCACUUGAUCUCGUCACAAUUCGUUGCAAUGAUGAUUACCUUGGCAGUGAUUUACCUACAUCAUUUCCAGCAGCAGGAAAGCUGCAUAUAAAUAUGAAGUCUGGACAAAUGACAAAACUCUCUUCUAGGGCAUAUCUCCAAAAUGUUACAGUUCUUGACGUAUCGGGAUGCUCAAUCACCAACAUUGACCCGUCCAUUGUAAACACACUUGAUGGAGGUAUAAUUAAGACAAUUUAUCUUCAUGACAAUAACUUAAAAUAUAUUCCCAGGACAUUUCAAAGUCUCAAUUUCACAGAAGGUGAAAUCUUGACAAUUGAUGGGAACCCAUUCAUAUGCGACUGCCAUUCACUAUGGAUGAAAAAAUGGCUUCUGUCCAAUAAAAAACAUGUCGUUAAUCAAGAAAAAAUUAAAUGCUCAGCUGGAUCUGAUGCCGAUAGACCAGUUAUUACAAUACCAGACAAUCAAUUUACAUGCAAAACCGGACUUCCUUUAAAAGACGUUUUCAUUAUUACAGUAGGUUCAUUGGCUGGCUCUAUGUUACUUGCUACGCUCAUCGUUUGUAAAAUCAAUAGCAUUCAAGUUUUUCUGAUAUCAAAUUUUGGGAUAUGUAAAUAUUGUUUAAGGGGAAGAAAACAGCGACGUUUGCAAUACGAUAUAUUCGUUGCACAUUCUUGUGAUGACGACGUAACCAUUGCUAAAAUCGUUGAUUUCUUGGAAAACCAGACACCGCCAUAUAAAGUUUGCAUAGCGGAGAGAAAUUUUCGCAUCGCUAGGUCAAUUUCUGAGAAUAUUCUAAGUGCGAUUGAAUCCAGUCAUACAACUUUGCUGGUUAUUUCCAAUAGCUUCCUUCGAAGCGCCUGGUGUAAUAUGGAAUUCCGUGAGGCUCACAUGAGGUUUCUGAAAGACAGGAAUAUAAAUAUGGUGCUUAUUGUGUUAGAAGAACUAGAUAAAGAACUUAUUUACAAAGAAUUACGUCUAUACUUACAGACACAUGUUUAUCUUAAAUUUACAGACAAAUAUUUUUGGGCCAAACUCUUACAAAACAUUCCUAUUAUGAUACAAAGUGACAAAGAAACAGACCCAUUACUUCCGAAGUAGUUUAGAAAAAAGUUUAUCAAAAGAACAAAGUAGUAUACAAUAGGGAUUUAGUUAUCGUCUGUAAAGGGGGCAUACUAUACGUUAGAACAAAAUUGUUGCAGGUUUAGUAGCAAUUGCAAUGGAAACAAAACAGUUAGUUAGUGCCAGACUUUUAUAAAUGAAGAGCUAAUAAAAAACUAAACGCUGUUGGAUAUAAAAUGCAUUAGUGACAUUUCUUUUCAAAUCUGUAACAAAGUUAUUCCCCGGAACAAAUAAUCACAACAAAAUUACAUGAAAAUUGCAGACUCGGUUUAUUUGAGUUUUUACAUAAGGGAUAAUGAAUAAGUGCAACAUCCCGCAUGCCCCCUACUACCGGCUUGAGCGGUACUCAAUUCUCAACAGUUAAUAAGGCUGGCAUCAAUGAUCCCGAAGGACCAGAAAAAUAUAACAACACUGAAGCCUUGUAAACGUUAGGGAAUUCGACUUUCGUAAUUAGCACUCAUUGUUUGCAACAUCCUAUGUCUUACAAAUGUAUCCAAAAAUGGCAAAUGUUCCCAGCAAGAAGUUCACUUCAUAGAGAUGUUUCAAACCCAAAGGUUAAAACAAGUUCCAGUGACUGAAAAUGAGUUCUGGCCGCAUGAAUAAUUCCGCCAGGAAGAGACAGCAUAUGCAUAAUGCAUUCCUGAAUGUUUGUUAAUCACUUGUUCAAUUUACUUUUUAGUUCAGGAUAAUCUACUGAAUUUUUUCGAAUUCAUUAUUAUAUAGGCUCUCUACAGCUGACAUCUGUAAAAUAAAUGUAUUAAACAUGCCCCGCUGUAAACAAGACAUACAAAAAUAUAUGUCUUUAAGUCAAAUCUAUUAUGAAAAAGAAACAUUAUCCAAAUUACAAUACUGUAAGCAAAGAAAUAAAUCAAAGUCUUGGAGUUUGGGUUGAAAUCUCAUAAAACCGUUCCUUCAAAUUAAGCUAUUAUUAUAAGGUUGAGUACUUAGCACUUUCACCAGUAAUAUGAACAGCUAGUGAUGAUGAGUUCAUAAUAAAAUUGGCGGAAGUAAAUGCUAGUAAAAUGGUAGGCCUUAUACACAACUAUUCUCAUUAACAUUAAGUGGUAUAAUAGCAAUAAUUCACAAUCGUUUGAUGAUCGUUUUUAUGCUUCCGUUCACAAGAUAUGUCAUUAAA